This is a messenger RNA of Cetraspora pellucida, 272 nucleotides long. The record is from the annotation of a GenBank genome assembly. NCBI's taxonomy places the organism in Eukaryota, Fungi, Glomeromycota, Glomeromycetes, Diversisporales, Gigasporaceae.
GUAAACCAAACUUACCAAAACCCGACGAAAAACCUGGUGAUAAAGGUAAACCAAAAUUACCCAACGAAGAUCCUAAACCCACCAUACCCGGAUUACCCGGAUUGAAACCUAAAGUAUCUACACCCACCGUCCCCGAACAUGGAGUACAUCCACCAGCAAAUGUGCCAGAACCUGAUUGCACAACAGUAGUUAUACGACCAACAUUAGUAGUACCGACAUUAGUAGUGCCAAAACCUGAUUGCACAACAGUAGUUGUAGGACCAACACCUUGA